AUGUCGAGAAACGGACGAAUGGCUUCUUCCGAUCUUAGUAGAGCGGGUCCAGUCACGAGAGAUAUUGAGCAGGCUAUCACUGCCCUUAAAAAAGGAGCUUAUUUGCUUAAGUAUGGAAGAAGGGGAAAGCCUAAGUUCUGUCCAUUUCGCCUUUCGAAUGAUGAAUCUGUUUUAAUAUGGUUCUCGGGAAAGGAAGAGAAACAUUUGAAGCUGAGCCAUGUUUCCAGGAUCAUAUCUGGGCAGCGCACUCCUAUUUUUCAGAGAUAUCCACGUCCCGAAAAGGAAUAUCAGUCGUUUUCCCUAAUAUACAACGAGAGGUCACUGGAUUUGAUAUGCAAGGAUAAAGAUGAGGCGGAAGUGUGGUUUAGUGGUUUAAAAGCCUUGGUCUCUCGUUGUUAUCAACGGAAAUGGAGGACCGAAUCGAGAAGUGAUGGGACGCCAUCCGAAGCUAAUAGUCCAAGAACAUAUACCCGGAGAAGCUCCCCUUUACAUUCUCCAUUUAGCAGCAAUGAAAGUUUCCAGAAGGAUGGCUCUAAUCACCGUCUUCACAGUCCAUAUGGAAGCCCGCCUAAGAAUGGCAUUGACAAGGCAUUUUCAGACAUGUCAUUGUAUGCAGUUCCUCCAAAAGGAUUUUUUCCCUCAGAUUCGGCAACUAUUUCAGUCCACUCUCUGUCAUCUGGAGGCUCUGAAUCCAUACAUGGUCACAUGAAAGGUAUGGGUAUGGAUGCUUUUAGAGUUAGUCUGUCAAGUGCUAUUAGUUCGUCGAGCCAUGGUUCUGGUCAUGAUGAUGGAGACGCAUUGGGAGACGUUUUCAUUUGGGGAGAAGGAAUAGGCGAAGGUGUUUUGGCUGGUGGGAACCAUAGAGUUGGAAGUUCGCUUGCAAUCAAAAUGGAUUCUUUAUUGCCAAAAGCUUUAGAAUCUACUAUAGUACUUGAUGUCCAGAAUAUUGCUUGUGGUGGACAGCAUGCUGUUCUUGUGACAAAGCAAGGAGAGAGUUUUUCUUGGGGAGAAGAAUCUGAAGGUAGGCUUGGCCAUGGUGUAGAUUCCGAUGUUCAGCAUCCAAAGCUCAUUGAUGCACUAGGCACCACAAAUAUUGAGCUUGUAGCAUGUGGCGAAUACCAUAGUUGUGCAGUUUCUCUAUCGGGGGAUUUGUAUACCUGGGGUAAAGGAGAUUUUGGUAUCUUGGGACAUGGAAAUGAAGUCAGUCAUUGGGUCCCAAAAAGGGUAAAUUUUCUGAUGGAAGGGAUACAUGUAUCAUCCAUCGCUUGUGGACCUUACCACACAGCUGUUGUUACUUCUGCUGGGCAGUUGUUUACUUUUGGGGAUGGGACCUUUGGUGUUUUGGGCCACGGAGACAGGAAAAGUGUUUUCAUACCUAGAGAGGUAGACUCCUUGAAAGGUCUUCGCACUGUCCGGGCAGCCUGUGGUGUAUGGCACACAGCUGCGGUUGUGGAAGUCAUGGUUGGGAGCUCGAGCUCUAGCAGCUGUUCCUCGGGAAAGCUCUUUACAUGGGGUGAUGGUGACAAGAAUCGUCUUGGUCACGGUGACAAAGAACCAAAACUUGUGCCUACCUGUGUCGCAGCUCUUGUAGAACCCAAUUUUUGUCAAGUUGUGUGUGGACAUAGCCUAACAGUUGCACUUACAACGUCGGGCCAUGUCUAUACUAUGGGUAGUCCUGUUUAUGGCCAGCUUGGAAACCCCCAUGCAGAUGGAAAGGUUCCAGCUCGAGUUGAAGGUAAACUUCACAAGAGUUUUGUCGAAGAGAUUGCUUGCGGUGCUUAUCAUGUUGCAGUUUUGACUUCAAGGACUGAGGUUUACACUUGGGGAAAAGGAUCAAAUGGUAGAUUAGGCCAUGGGGAUGUUGAUGAUAGAAAUUCACCGACAUUGGUUGAGUCACUGAAAGACAAACAGGUGAAAAGUAUUGCCUGUGGUUCUAAUUUCACUGCAGCUGUCUGCCUUCACAAGUGGGCAUCAGGGAUGGAUCAGUCCAUGUGUUCUGGUUGCCGCCAGCCUUUCAAUUUCAAGAGAAAGCGGCACAAUUGCUAUAACUGUGGACUUGUGUUUUGCCAUUCUUGCAGUAACAAAAAGUCCCUGAAGGCUUGUAUGGCACCGAACCCGAACAAACCAUAUCGAGUGUGUGACAAGUGUUUUAACAAAUUGAAAAAGGCCAUUGAAACUGAUCCAUCAUCUCAUUCUUCUCUGAGUCGUAGAGAAAGUGUCAAUCAGGGAUCAGAAGCAAUUGACAGAGAUGAGAAGUUGGAUUCUAGAUCCGACGGACAGUUAGCUAGAUUCUCAUUGUUGGAGCCCAUUAGGCAAGUAGACAGUCGAUCCAAGAAGAAUAAGAAAUACGAAUUCAAUAGUAGUCGCGUCUCACCAAUACCAAGUGGAGGCUCUCACCGGGGUUCUCUAAACAUAACCAAGUCUUUUAAUCCAACUUUUGGAUCAUCAAAGAAGUUCUUCUCUGCGUCUGUUCCUGGUUCUAGAAUUGCGUCUCGGGCAACUUCACCAAUAUCAAGACGUCCUAGCCCACCUCGCUCAACAACGCCAACGCCCACUCUUUCGGGACUAACUACACCAAAGAUUGUCGUGGAUGAUACCAAGAGAACCAAUGAUAGCCACCUAAGCCAGGAGGUUAUUAUGCUAAGAUCUCAAGUUGAAAAUCUUACACGGAAGGCACAGCUUCAAGAAAUUGAACUGGAAAGAACAACCAAACAGCUUAAGGAGGCACUGGCAAUUGCUAGUGAAGAAACAGCGAGAUGCAAGGCAGCAAAAGAAGUGAUUAAAUCACUUACCGCUCAAUUGAAAGACAUGGCUGAAAGAUUACCUGUUGGAUCAGCUCAUACAAUCAAGUCUCCUUCUCUGAAUUCAUUUGGUUCCAGCCCUGAUUACACUGCCCCUUCUUCUAACACCUUAAACCGUCCAAACAGUCGGGAAACUGAACCCGAUGGCCUAAACACCGUCCCAAUGAUUUCUAACGGGACCAGCACGCCUGUUUUUGAUGGUGCAACAAAAGAAAGUGAAACCCGUAACGAAAACGAAUGGGUUGAACAAGAUGAACCUGGUGUGUACAUCACCCUCACAGCCUUAGCAGGAGGCACUAGGGAUCUCAAACGUGUCCGUUUCAGCCGAAAAAGGUUUAGCGAGAAACAAGCAGAAGAGUGGUGGGCAGAGAAUAGAGGACGAGUUUACGAACAAUACAAUGUACGAAUAGUCGUUGACAAAUCCAGUGUGGGUGUAGAAAGUGAAGACUUGACUCAUUGA
Molecule: messenger RNA, 3261 nt
Organism: Arabis nemorensis
Lineage: Eukaryota; Viridiplantae; Streptophyta; Magnoliopsida; Brassicales; Brassicaceae
Source: the annotation of a GenBank genome assembly